Miscanthus lutarioriparius is the source of this 1683-nucleotide messenger RNA. The record is from the annotation of a GenBank genome assembly. Lineage: Eukaryota; Viridiplantae; Streptophyta; Magnoliopsida; Poales; Poaceae.
AUGGGGAGGAAGAAAUCGCGGCCGGUUCGAGCUGCGGGCGCUGCCUCUGCGGCGGCCGAGGCCGACCCCUACGCGCCGAGCCCUAGCGGCAGCACGAAGCGUGGGACCAAGGGCGAUGCGAGGAGAGACGUCUGCGUGGAGGUGGAUAGGAGCACGUGGGGUCACGCCGACGUUGACCACCGCGAUAUCGCCGAGGUGGUCCUCCGCGACGUGAGCGUCUCCGGCGACGGGGAUGGGGAAGGUGCGUUGGAGGAGGCAUUCGGGGCGUCGACGUUCUCGUUGCGUCUGCGGGUGCGCGACGCGCCGGAGGAGGGGUUCAGGAUGGGCCAGUGGCCCGUUAUGCCGUCGGAUUGCGUGCUCCUGGAGUAUGUCGUCCAUGAGAGUCGUGAAGGGAAGCACGCAGAAUAUGUGGUCUCAGGGUGUUUUGAUGGUCCUGAUGAAGGUGUAUCGGGUCUCGCCCAUUUGGUGAGCUUGAGAUUCAUCACGCUCCGGGUUCAAUGGUUCAGAGCAUUUCAGGAUAUGGGUGAGGCGAGGGUUGAGUCAUUUAGGAUUAGAGUGGAGGUGAUGGAACAGGCUUUCAGCGCGUGCGAAUCGCUGCUGGAGGUGGCUAGGCAUCCAUGGAGAAAGAGUUUGAUGAAUAUGAUGGCUUGGCUGCGUCCUGAGGUCACUACAUCGGCAGCCAUAUAUGGGUUGGAUGACCUUGGUGUGCCAAUGGAUGAUGGUGGUAAUGCUGAUUUGACACCGAAGAAUGAUUCACAGUUUGAUCUUGCCGCUUUUUAUGAGGCCGUUAAGCCUUCGAUUAAUGCAGAACAGUUGGAAGAGGACCUUCCUGAUUUAGUUCCUCAGCUCAGACCAUAUCAACUUCGUGCAGCACAUUGGAUGGUUCAACGUGAAAAGGGAAAUAUACCCCAUCAAGAAUAUGCUAAUCCUGCACCAUAUUGUGUUCCUAUUGAUUUUAUUCACAAGAAUUCCAGGAUGUUCUAUAAUCCGUUCAACGGAAAUAUUUCAUUGCAACCAGAGCCUUCUCCACCUUAUGUCUCUGGGGGCAUUUUGGCUGAAAUGGAUCAAAUUAAGAGGCAGAAAGUAGAAAGGGUUGAGUGCAUCUGUGGUGCUGCGAGUGAAAGUUCUGCAUACACGGGUCUAUGGGUUCAAUGUGACAUUUGUGAUGCUUGGCAACAUGCUGAUUGUGUUGGUUACUCACCCAAGAAAGAUAUACUUUUUGAUGAUACCGCUGAAGUUGUAGCAUCAACAAACAAAAAAAGCACCAUGAAGUCUGGAAUUAGAAGGAAAAAGAAACCCAGGUGUUCUGUUGUUGAGACAGAAGACAAAUACAUUUGUGCACUGUGCUUGGAGCUUACUGAAGCAACUCAAACUAAUAUACUCAGCCAUGCUACAUUGAUAGUAUGUCCCGCACCAAUAUUGGCACAAUGGCACUCUGAGAUUACCCGACACACAAGGCCAGGAUCUCUGAAAGUUUGCAUUUAUGAAGGUGCAAGGAACUUGGAUCUUGCUACCAUCCAAAAAAAUGAGAUGACUGAGAUAAGUACUGCUGAUGUUGUCUUGACAACCUAUGAUGUCUUGAAAGAAGAUCUAUCACAUGAUUUUGACCGUCAUGAUGGUGAUCGCCGCUUCUUGAGAUUUCAAAAGAGGCAAGUAAUGUUUAGUUUUCACAAUGAAGGUUGA